Molecule: messenger RNA, 1529 nt
Organism: Pelecanus crispus (Dalmatian pelican)
Lineage: Eukaryota; Metazoa; Chordata; Aves; Pelecaniformes; Pelecanidae
Source: RefSeq, a predicted model, not a curated record
UGUUACAAAAGUUCCAAGGACCAGCAGCCCCAGAUGGAGCUGCUCCUGAAUGACUGCAGUAUCACAUACAUUCCCAAAGACAGCAAAAAGAAGAAGCAUGAGCUGAAAAUCUCGCACCAAGGAGCGGAUGCCCUGGUUCUGGCAGUGCAGAGCAAAGAGCAGGCGGAACAGUGGCUAAAGGUUAUAAAAGAUGUGUGCAGCAACUGUAUGGGAGCGGUAGACUCUGAUGGGCCAUUGUCUAGUUCUCCAGUGCACAAGACGGAGCUGGAAAAGAAGUUGUCAUCUGAGAGGCCAAGCUCAGACGGGGAAGGUGCUGUGGAAAAUGGCAUCACUACCGUGUGCAAUGGGAAAGAACAAGUGAAGAGGAAAAAAAGUUCAAAAUCAGAAGCCAAGGGCACUGUGACUAAAGUAACAGGGAAAAAAAUAACGAAGAUCAUUGGUUUAGGAAAGAAAAAGCCAUCAACAGAUGAACAGACCUCAUCAGCUGAAGAAGAUGUUCCAACAUGUGGGUAUCUCAACGUGCUCUUAAAUAACCGUUGGCGUGAGCGGUGGUGCAGAGUGAAAGAUAAUAAGCUCAUUUUCCACAAGGACAGGACAGAUCUGAAGACGCACAUUGUUUCUAUCCCUCUCCGUGGCUGCGAAGUCAUCCCGGGACUGGAUUCGAAGCAUCCCCUGACCUUCCGCCUGCUCCGAAAUGGGCAGGAGGUUGCUGUGCUCGAGGCAUCCUCCUCCGAAGACAUGGGCAGAUGGAUAGGAAUUUUGCUGGCGGAAACAGGGUCUUCAACAGACCCCGGAGCUCUGCAUUAUGACUACAUCGACGUGGAAAUGACGGCAAGCGUCAUCCAGGCUGCCAAACAGACCUUCUGUUUUAUGAACAGGCGAGUUAUAUCUACAAAUCCGUAUCGGGGAAGCACUGCCAAUGGCUACGCCUGUCCGAGUGGAAUGGCACUUCAUUAUGAUGAUGUUCCCUGCAUAAAUGGAUCGUGGGAACCAGAAGAUGGCUUUCCUUCUUCUCGUAGCAGGAACAUUGGAGAAGAAAUGCUUUAUGAUAACGCAGGCCUGUACGAUAACUUGCCGUCUCCAAAAAUCUUUGCGCGCUAUCCGCCAGCUGACAGAAAACCCAAUAGGUUAUCUACUGACAAACUCUCCUCUAACCAUUACAAAUACCCUGUCUCAUCCAAUCUGUCUUCUGCUCAGUCUGUCACUAAUACCUCUGCUGUGGGGAGGGGAUCUGGCUCGCAGUUUAAAGGCAAGAAGCCUCCUGCGACUGCUAACGGGAUCACCGGAAAAGGGAGAACUUUAAAUAGCCAACCGAAGAAAUCUGAAUCGGUGUCAUGUGUGAAGCGCACCGCGUCCAAUGCGGAGCAGUACAAAUAUGGCAAGAAUCGCGUAGAGGCAGAUGCAAAGAGGUUACAAAGCAAAGAAGAGGAGCUGCUAAAGAGGAAGGAAGCGCUCCGGAAUAGGCUGGCCCAGCUCCGAAAAGAAAGAAAAGAUCUACGCGCUGCCAUUGAAGUCAAUGCUGGUAUGAG